This is a messenger RNA of Antrostomus carolinensis (chuck-will's-widow), 1362 nucleotides long. RefSeq names its product ankyrin-1-like. Gene Ontology annotation, molecular function: protein binding. The record is from RefSeq and is a predicted model, not a curated record. The annotation marks the transcript as partial. Gene Ontology annotation, biological process: signal transduction. Lineage: Eukaryota; Metazoa; Chordata; Aves; Caprimulgiformes; Caprimulgidae. The transcript is spliced from 9 exons.
GUGGUAGAGGGGAUGCCUUUGCACAUUGAGCUCUCAGGGAACCUGGUGCCUGUCAAGAAGGCCACUCAGCCCCGCACCUUCUUCUUCCAGUCCUUCCGGGAGAACCGUCUUGCCAUCCCCAUCAAGGUUCGGCGGGAAGCCAGUGGCUCCUUAUCUUUCCUGCGCAAAGCCAUGAAAUAUGAGGACCUCCAGCAUGUGCUCUGCCACCUGAACAUCAGCAUACCACCCUGCACUAAGGGAAGCGGCAGUGAAGAGCGGAGGAGGACACUGACGCCGUUGUCUCUGCGGGAGCGAUACAGCAUCCUAAGUGAGACCAGUUUCGGCUCUCUGAGCACCACGGACAAGGCAGACCAGAAGAUGGUCGACAUAGCAGAGCAGCUGGGCCUCAGCUGGGCUGAGCUGGCACGUGAGCUGCAGUUUGGGGUGGAUGACAUCAACAGGAUACGUGUGGAGAACCCCAACUCCCUGUUGGAGCAGAGCAUAGCCUUACUCAACCUCUGGGUCAGCCGUGAAGGCAAGAGUGUCAAGAUCGAGAGUCUGUACACAGCGCUGAGGAACAUCGACCGCGGCGAGAUUGUCACCAUGCUGGAGGGCUCCAGCCGGCAGAGCCGCAGCCUGAAGGGCAGCUGGCGCUACGCAGACAGAGACUACUCCCUCUCGCCCUCCCAGAUGAAUGGUUACGCUUCGCUGCAGGACGAGCUGCUGUCCCCCGCCUCCUUGCAUUACACGCUGCCAUCCCCACUGCGUGCCGACCAGUACUGGAAUGAGGUGGCCAUCAUGGAUGCUAUCCCCAUGGCUGCCACCGAGCAGGAUGCCUUGAUGGAGAUGUCCGACAUGCAGGUGUGGUCCUCGGGGCUCACCCCCUCGCUGGUGACUGCUGAGGACUCCUCUCUGGAGUGCAGCAAGGCUGAGGACUCGGAUGCCACAAGCGAAGGCCGGUUCCCGGGGCAGCUUCUAGCAGAUGCGCAUGGCCCAGACCACAUGGGUUCUAUGGACCUGGUUGAGGAUGACACAGUGGACUCAGAUGCCAUGAAUGGCCUGAUUGACCUUCUAGAACAGGAGGAGGGGCAGAGGCCAGAGCAGAAGACGCCAGCCGGUGAUCACCAGCCAGAGACCGGGGAGAGUGAAGUCUCUUUUGUUUCAGUCCAGCAGAAGGUGCAAGCCAGAAUCACGGCAUCACCUACCAUUAGCCAUGUUGUGGAGAAGAGCACAGACAGGCUGAGGGACUGGAGUGCAGAAGGCUCCUUUAUCUCCUGCCUACAGGACCUGGCAGCGGGCUCCUGGCAGGAGGGUGUCACCCGAAGGCUUCUCCCAACGCACACCACGGCCUCGGGGGCACAGGAACCCAGUCAGCCUCCCUGA